Molecule: messenger RNA, 2055 nt
Organism: Propithecus coquereli (Coquerel's sifaka)
Lineage: Eukaryota; Metazoa; Chordata; Mammalia; Primates; Indriidae
Gene: CPZ
Product: carboxypeptidase Z
Exons: 12
Coding region: 6-1973 (655 amino acids)
Biological process (GO): proteolysis
Molecular function (GO): protein binding; zinc ion binding; metallocarboxypeptidase activity
Source: RefSeq, a predicted model, not a curated record
CCACCAUGCCGGCCCGGGCGCUGCUGCUGCUGCUGCUCGCUGCCCUGGCCGCCGCCGCCCGGGGGUGCGCGCUCGCCCGGGACCCCGCCGGUGAAUGCCAAAGGCCCGCAGCUGCACAGAGCGCCUCCUGCGUGGGCCUGCAGCUCAGGACCUGCAGCGAUGCCGCCUACAACCACACCACCUUCCCCACCCCGCUGGAGCACCGGUCGCGUGAGGCGGUGGAGGCCAGCUCCGAGUACAUUCUGCUCAGUGUCCUGCACCACCUCUUGGAGGGCCAGUGCAACCCCGACCUGCGGCUGCUGGGCUGCGCUGUGCUGGCCCCCCGGUGCGAGGGCGGCCGGGCGCUCAGGCCCUGCCGGCACGUCUGUGAGAGCCUGCGUGAGGCCUGCCAGCCUGCCUUUGAUGCCAUCGACAUGGCCUGGCCCUACUUCCUCGACUGCCACCGCUACUUCGCACACGAGGAGGAAGUCUGCUACGACCCGCUGGAGAAGCUUCGGGGUGGUCUGGAGGCUGAGGAGGCGCUGCCCUCAGGGCUGCCACCAACCUUCAUCCGCUUCACCCACCACUCCUACACCCAGAUGGUGCGCGUGCUGAAGAGGACGGCCGCCCGCUGCGCCCACGUGGCCAAGACCUACAGCAUUGGGCGCAGCUUCGACGGCAAGGAGCUGCUGGUCAUCGAGUUCUCGGGCCGUCCAGGCCAGCACGAGCUGAUGGAGCCUGAGGUGAAGCUCAUUGGCAACAUCCACGGCAACGAAGUGGCAGGGCGCGAGAUGCUCAUUUACCUGGCCCAGUACCUGUGCUCUGAGUACCUGCUGGGCAACACCCGCAUUCAGCGCCUGGUCAACACCACCCGCAUCCACCUGCUGCCCUCCAUGAACCCCGAUGGCUAUGAGGUGGCGGCUGCCGAAGGUGCCAGCUACAAUGGGUGGACAAGCGGGAGGCAGAAUGCACAGAACCUGGACCUGAACCGCAACUUCCCGGACCUGACGUCGGAGUACUACCGGCUGGCUGAGACCCGCGGCGUGCGCAGUGACCACAUCCCCAUCCCGCAGCACUACUGGUGGGGUAAGGUGGCCCCUGAGACCAAGGCAAUAAUGAAGUGGAUGCGGACCAUACCCUUUGUGCUCUCGGCCAGCCUCCAUGGGGGCGACCUUGUGGUGUCCUACCCCUUUGACUUCUCCAAGCACCCCCAGGAGGAGAAGAUGUUUUCUCCCACGCCUGACGAGAAGAUGUUCAAGCUGCUGUCCAGAGCCUACGCCGAUGUCCACCCCAUGAUGAUGGACAAGUCGGAGCACAGGUGUGGGGGCAACUUCCUGAAGAGGGGCAGCAUCAUCAACGGGGCGGACUGGUACAGCUUCACGGGAGGCAUGUCCGACUUCAACUACCUGCACACGAACUGCUUUGAGAUCACAGUGGAGCUGGGCUGUGUGAAGUUCCCCGCCGAGGAGGCCCUGUACACGAUCUGGCAGCACAACAAGGAGCCGCUCCUGAAUUUCAUGGAGAUGGUGCACCGCGGCAUCAAGGGAGUGGUGACGGACAAAUUUGGCAAGCCGGUCAAAAACGCCCGCAUCUCGGUCAAAGGCAUCCGUCACGACAUCACCACAGCUCCGGAUGGUGACUACUGGAGGCUGCUGCCCGCAGGGUCCCACAUUGUCAUUGCCCAAGCUCCUGGCUACUCCAAGGUCAUCAAGAAAGUCACCAUCCCCGCCCGGAUGAAGAGGGCUGGCCGCGUGGACUUCAUUCUGCAGCCUCUGGGGAUGGGACCCAAGAAGUUCUUUCCCGGGCUGAGGAGGACUGGGCCCGGGACCCACGCCCCGCCGGGAGGUGCCAGCCCUCGGGGGGCUCCCACAGAGCCUGACCUCGACCCCCUGGGGGCGCGCAGGCCGCCCUCAGCCAGCGGGAGCAAGCCCUGGUGGUGGUCCUACUUCUCCUCGCUCAGCCCGCACAGGCCGCGCUGGCUGCUCAGGUACUAGCCCACCGGCGCUCCUCCCUGGGCGCGGAGGCCCAGGCCACCCUGCGUCCUGACCUUAUCUGCCACAGACACCCCACAAAGCC